AUGAAAGCUUUAAAAGCUGAGAGACAGAAGCAAACAUCUACAAAAAUUGUUAAAAGAGCUUCAAAACAGCCACGGACAAGUUAUAAUCUGCAUGAGGAUUGCUCAUCUUCUACGGCUGAUGGAGAUGAUUGCUUGAGGGAAAUUCUCAGGGACAAUUACAAAAAACUUCCGAAGAAGGGGGAGGAUUUAGAAGAUACAAACAUGAAAGUUGAAGUCGAAAAUAAACCAAAGAAGAAUACGAAAAAAGGAACAGGGAAGGAGAGUGUAUCGAAGAGUGUCAUCACCACAGAUGGAGGACUGAAAAGUAAUGGUGAUGAUGUGAAAGUGAAGAAAAGACCCAGGUUUGAGGAUAUCGGAGGAAUAGAAGUGGUUUUAGAUAGGAUCCAUGAUGAAGUGAUUGAUCCGCUUCGUUAUGGACAUCCAGUAUUGGACAAGAGGCUGGGAAUUAAACCCUCGGGUGGGAUUUUGCUGCAUGGACCACCUGGAUGUGGGAAAACCAAGCUUGCUCAUGCCAUUGCUAAUGAAGCUGGAGUUCCUUUUUACAAGUUAACUCCUGCUCAAAUGUUUUCUGGAAUCCCAGGUAAACCUGAAAGGACGAUACAAAAUCUGUUCUCAGAAGCAUACAAGACGGCUCCUUCAAUCAUAUUCAUCGAUGAGAUUGAUGCUAUUGCUCCCAGCAGGGGAAGAAGUUCACACGGGGAUAUGGAAACACGAAUUGUGACACAACUUUUGACAUGCAUGGACGAGCCCCAAAUCUUUGGCACGUCAAAUGUACAUUCAAGCUCAACAACAUCCGAAAAAACAGCUGGUUAUGUUCUUGUAAUUGGAGCAACAAAUCGACCUGAGGCUCUAGAUUCGGCUCUCAGGAGGCCUGGACGAUUUGAUCAAGAAAUUGCUUUGGGUAUUCCUAAUGAAAAUGCACGAGCCGAAAUCCUAUCUCUUUUAACACGUAAUCUGGAACUUCUCGAGGACUGUAAUUUAGCGAAAAUUGCCAGAGGUACACCAGGCUUUGUUGGAGCCGACUUGUCGGAAUUGGUUAAUAAGGCUGGUAAGAUUGCAAAGAAAAGGAUAAUUGCUAUUACAAAAUGCAAUAAUGAAGUGCCCAAUGUGCAACCGCUGGAAGCAUGGGAAAUGGAAGGACUUGGCAUUAGCAUGACUGAUUUUGAGGACGCAUGUAAAAUGGUUCAACCAUCUUUAAGAAGAGAAGGAUUUUCACCUAUCCCCAAUAUCAAGUGGGAAGAUGUCGGUGGUCUUGACUUCCUGAGGAGGGAAUUUGAAGAAUAUAUUGUCAAUCGUAUAAAGUACCCCGAGGAUUAUGAGGAAUUUGGUGUAGGUUUUGAGCAAGGUUUUUUGCUAUACGGGCCUCCUGGUUGUGGUAAAACUACAAUUGCAAAGGCUAUAGCAAAUGAGGCAGGAGCGAAUUUCAUACACAUUAAGGGCCCUGAACUUCUGAAUAAGUACGUGGGAGAGACUGAGAGGGCAAUCCGGGAAUUGUUUACUCGUGCUAGGUCAUGUUCUCCCUGCAUUCUUUUCUUUGAUGAGGUGGAAGCAAUAACAUCAAAGCGAAGAUAUGAAGGGAGCACCGGGUCGCGGGGUGUUGAGAAACUUUUGACCCAGUUACUCAUAGAGCUAGAUGGGGGUGACAAGCGGAAUUGUGUUUUUGUGAUUGGUGCUACAAACAGGCCAGAGGUUAUGGAUGAAGCUGUCAAAAGACCUGGUCGGCUAGGGAAACACAUUUACGUCCCCUUGCCAAGUCCAGAAGAACGUGGGUUGAUAUUAAAAGCCCUUACCAAGAACAAACCUAUAUCCGAGGAUGUAGAUAUAGUUGCCAUCGGUAGGAAGAAAGCUUACAAGAAUCUAAGUGGAGCUGAUCUUGCUAAAGUGGCUGACAAAGCUGCCAUGAUCGCCCUAAAGGAGAAGCGGGUGUGGCGAAUGUCAGGUGAGUGCAGUCACGAAACAAAGAAAUGGACGAUCAAUGAAACACACUUUGAUCGAGCAGUGGAGACGGUCUCACCAUCUGUUACAGACGAGCAGCGGAGAUUUUACAAGAGACUACAUGCAAGUUAUUCAGCUUAGGAGAAUAUUUCCACGGAAUCCAUCGCUGCCAUCACCAAUCAAACCUUUUUCAACUCUUUGUAUUAAAAAAAAAUCACCAACCACAUGCGGUUUAGUUCCUUUGCCACAUCAUGUGUAUUAAUAUGGGAUGUAAUAUCUAUACGUAUUAAUGACAUUACGAUGACAUUUCACCAUAUUUACUCUCUGCAACGUUUAAAAUUUUAGGUUACGAAAACUGCAAAUUAGUAGGUUU
Papaver somniferum (opium poppy) is the source of this 2308-nucleotide messenger RNA. Its product is annotated as cell division control protein 48 homolog C-like. The transcript is spliced from 10 exons. Gene Ontology annotation, biological process: ribosome biogenesis. Gene Ontology annotation, molecular function: preribosome binding; ATP hydrolysis activity; ATP binding. Gene Ontology annotation, cellular component: nucleus. Lineage: Eukaryota; Viridiplantae; Streptophyta; Magnoliopsida; Ranunculales; Papaveraceae. The coding region runs from base 1 to 2076 and encodes 691 amino acids. The record is from RefSeq and is a predicted model, not a curated record.